This is a messenger RNA of Gymnogyps californianus (California condor), 1080 nucleotides long. RefSeq names its product golgi associated RAB2 interactor family member 2 (gene GARIN2). Gene Ontology annotation, cellular component: nucleus. Lineage: Eukaryota; Metazoa; Chordata; Aves; Accipitriformes; Cathartidae. The record is from RefSeq and is a predicted model, not a curated record. Bases 1 to 1080 code for a protein of 359 amino acids. The transcript has 5 exons.
AUGAAUAACAAGUUUGAUUUUAAAAGCAUCAGUUCAAGUCAGGCGUCCGUUAUGGGUGACCUUCAGAGACUUCUUAGCCAAGGAGAAUAUGCUCCUUUUACCUCUGCUCCCAUCUUCGAGAGCAAGUUUGUCCAGGUUAAUCGAAGAGGGGAACCAAUUUCUGUCCAUAACCAACCCAGCUGUGUGACCAUUGGCAUCUGUGCUGCCAAUCCCACUUCACCGAUGCCCAAUGCAAUGCUGGUAGCGCGCGAGGUGCCCGUGUCCCCACAGGAAAGUACAACAAACUUCUGGAAACUCUCAGAGCAGCCACCCCGCAUAGAACAGCUAGCACUUACCAGGUUCUUCCCCUUGAAGUUUGUGGAACUCUCUGUCCACAGCACAGAUAAGCAUCACCUCAUGUUAAAAUUAGUAAAUGGCCGUUCCUAUUAUCUAGAGCUCUGUGCCCCACCAGACCAGCAACAAUACCUAUUCCACCUGUGGCUGCAGCUCAUCUCUCUCCUGAAACCCCCAGAAAAUACCAGCAAUACCGAAGUAGAAGUAAAAUGCAAGGAUUUUGGCACGUGUCACAAGAAAGCUCCCAGUCCAAACAACCCAUCAGAAAAUAGGGAUGACCCACAAGAUGUGCCUAACCCCAAAACAGAGGAAGAAGAAGUUACAAAACAAACCUCCUCCAACCAAGUUCCCCUCUCAGGUACAGUGGGUCCCACAGAAGAGAGUGGAAGGAAAGAGGAAGUCUUCCACAGCUCCCUGAAACCAACCAGGCAGUCAAAGAAUAUAGAUCCUCUGGAUACAAAGAAGAGCAAAAGCACAGAAAAGAGGAAAACUAGGGUUGGAAGGCGGGCUGCCACGGUGUCAGAAUCUGGGGAGCCGCAGCAGAGCAACCGGAGGAGCGGCGUCGCAUGGCUGGCCCGUGAGGUAAGUCCCGCAGCUCCUCGCCCGAGCGCAGCGGUGGCUGGCGAAGCUGCGGCCAUGGGAACCAGCGGUGCUCUGGUCCGGCGGGGGAAUGCCGAGUCCUGCAAAUGGGGGGCUGCAGCUGCUGCCCGGGGAGCCCUGGCACCAGAGGAGCCAGAGGGGGAGUAA